This is a messenger RNA of Amoebophrya sp. A25, 6093 nucleotides long. The record is from the annotation of a GenBank genome assembly. NCBI's taxonomy places the organism in Eukaryota, Dinophyceae, Syndiniales, Amoebophryaceae.
UCUACUUGUUGGAUAAAUUGGCCUCUCAAUAUUUGGACUACGCGGGAAAGCCUUUCGAGCUCAACCGCGUCUCGUCUUUGCACUUAUUGAGUCGAACAAAUAUCUGAAUCUGAGUUCAACGAAUAAGUCGUGGACUCUUAAUCUUAACUGCUCAAUUACUUUUUGCACAUCGUAAUUACGUUAUCGCAUAAUUAGUAUCUAUUAUCCAGUUUGUUCUUCCAACGGAUUUCAAUUCUUGGAGAACUAAGCCCUUGUAUUCAUUGCAAGUGCACGACCGGUUCAUAAAAAAGUCCUAAACCUAUAAAGAUGAAGCAGUUUCUCUUGCUCUGUGGUGCGACCGCUGUGGUUGUCAGUGGUUCAGCCGCUCCUGCUGUGCCAGUUGUACCCUCUCCUUUCGUGAAUGGCGAAGCCUUCCUAGGAAAACCCAUUGAAGAGGGAUCUGGCAACGCUGUGAUUCCCAAAGGCUGGGCCGAUCCAGAGGAUCAGAGUGGAUGGGAUUACCGUGUCUUGUUCAAGACUAAAGGCGGAAACGGUGCAGACAAGAAUUUUCUUGAGCGGGAUAUCUUUGAAGUUUAUGAUUUUCAUUUUCGAGAGGGAAAGGAGCUUUAUUUUAUCAUCUUGUUGUAGUUCUACUUUGUUCUCAGGUCUAUUUCUGACAGAAGAAGUAAUAUCCGUGGAAAUCAAGAACCUUCACACAGACAGGCACAGGAAUGAGUAGGUGUACUUACGUAGAAAGUUGCUCUUAGAUGAAACUUCCCAGCACAUUGAUUUCCCUGAAACAAGAACUCCCUACUUCCAGUUCCAGUUACCUCUUCUAAUAAAAGAUCGAUCUGCAAGCAUCUCGGGAAGCCAGGACUGCUCCAGGGUCAACUGGAGCUGCAGGCCAAGGGGUUGAGAAACAACAGCGUCAGCGUUUCUUGGUGCUCCGUCACACCGUUUUGUCCCCGAAAGUCGUUGCUGCUAUUGGAGAUUUCAAGCUUGUUAAUGGGCAAACGAAUACGCAGAUUCCCUUUGGCAGUGGUGCAGACAUUGAAAACGCUAUCAAAGAGGAAAGUGGAAAUGGUGCAGCGACUUUAGCACAGACUUUGGGCAAACUCAAAAAGUGGAAUUUGACUUUUCCCGAACGCGUGGCGAACAAUGCUGCCAAUGGAGAUCCGCAGUUAUCUGAGCUUUCCCUCAGAAUCGGUCGUGGUCGUGGAGUUUCGAAUACAGUUGUUCCUGUUUCUCCGUCGGUUGCUGGAUCGACACCUACAACCACUGCGCUGAAUGUUGUUCCCAACAAAAAGAGCUUCGCAGAGCUUGUUUGGGACACCUAUUCCUUGCCUUUGCGCGACGAAGUUGAGGGCGCCGCAGGUGGUGUCAACAUCUUGUCUUGGUCUCCGACGCAACGAGGCUCCGUUGUCCUCUCCCACUUGUUGGUGAAACUCGAACUACCCUCCACGCCUGCUCCUUUCGUGGCAAGUAGCCCAACUGACGAGCCUCAGUGUGUGAGUGGGAAAGCUCUGUCUAUUGGCGGUGUAGUCGAGUGGCGAGUUGAGGAGGGCAAGACCGAAUUGUCUUUCGUCAAAGGCCUGGACUCAAGUGCGACUCAGCUGUCGCUGCCACGUGGCAUGCGCACCACUAGGUCAUCUGCUACAACAACACGAAGUAGCACCUUCCCUUUGAAGAACAUCUAUCACCCCUCUGACGUGUUCAUGUUGCAGAUGGCGGACAAGGAACAGAAGAGGUUGGGCAGCGUCGCUCUGCGUCCAGUCCUACUUCAGUUGGUGCCCGAUCAAAUCUUCCCUGAGCCUGCACUUUUAUCUUCUACAACUUCUUCAUCUGGACAGGGACAGCUAGCACAACAUGCACAGCAACAAGCACAGGAGUCUGCAACACAACAACAUCAGCAAGGACAGGUUUCCCAUCAACAAGCUUCUGCGGUUUCUUUUUCCAAAUCUUCAAUCCGCGUCGUAGCUUACACCAAAUCUAGAUUGGCGAAGUUGUCUUCUCGUGCGAAUGCCAAUGAUCCUUCGCCUUACCUCGAGCCAAUUCACCUUGAUUCUCUUAACCUCCCGGACGGCGUUGAAACCGUUUUGGUCGUACAACUCCAAGCCGAUCCAGCCUUCAAAGUUCCCUUCAAGAGAAAACUCGGAGGAUCAACUGAGGAAAACGAUCCAACAAUCGUGAAGAUGGCUGCGUCGUUUGCCCAGUUGCCGGAUUUGAAAAGACCGAUUGGCUUUGGUAGGUCCAAAAUUUACAACAACGAUGAUGUAGUCGAUUUCGACCCACAACAGGAGAAACUCUUUCUGCGCACAGAGGAGGCUAGAAAGAACUGGAAGACCACGAAGCCGACCGACACUGCCAGAGGCAGCGACAUCGAGAUGGCUUUCAAACAGGUGUCCGACUCUGACCGUUGGGUGAAAUCGUCCUUGCAUCCCACUAUGUGGGCGUUUUUUGGAGUGGUCAUCUUCUUCGCGUUUGUUAUCGCUGUCAAAGAGCGACCGGAUUGCAGCACGGAAGAGGAAGAAGACUCGGACGUUGUCGAUGUCGAAAAUGAAAAACGUAAUACUUUUGAUUAUACUCCCGAGUGCAUUUCUUGCUGCAAAUUUACUUACAGUUUAACAAGUACUAGAAACAUAUUUAUAAAUAUUUAUAUGUACAGAUUCUUGAUAUUAUACAAGCACAGAAGGGUAACAUCCUGCUAAAUUUAUUUCCAAACCCCCACUUUCUCACAUCACUCACUACAGGUACGACCGUCUCUGACGGCUUCCGCCGAUUCCAACUUCUUUACCUCUUGGGUUGGUACUUCUGCAUGUUUUCCGACUGGUUAAACGGCACGGUCCUGUUUGAGGUGAUAGUAUUCGAGUACGGUUGGUCCGACCCAUCGCAGAAGAGGCAUUACUUCAACGAACUAAUGGUCUGCGGUUUUUUGACGGCUGUGCUUUUAGGAAUGUUCAUUGGUUCCGUUGCAGAUACGAUCGGCAGAAAGGCAGCCUGCCUCACUUACUGCGUCAUGUACUUGUUUACAUGUUGCCUUCUUGUUGUAUCUUCUUAGCUUUGAUCCUUAUUGUCUUUUUCGAUACUAUCGGACCACACGGACUACUUUGGAUAAGAAGUUGCAUUCAUCAUUCAUCUAAACUAGACUUACUUCCUAGUUUUCAGCACAAAGAAUUACCUCAACAUCCUCAGUUUGUCUUAUCGUACUUUCCCCACAGGAACGGACUAAUGGCCUUGUCGUAUUUUUUCAAUUCGUAUUGGAUCCUCGCCGCCGGUCAGUUCGCAAAUGGUAUUGCGACUCGUUUGCUCCAUUCGACUUUCGAAGCUUGGUAUGUGAGCGAGCAUAUGAAGCGAGGCUACAGCGGGAGACGUCUAGGUUCCACCUUAGGUUGGAUGUACUUUGGUUCGUCCUUGUCUGCCAUUCUCGCUGGCGUAGUAUCCCAAGGACUGCAGAAUUUGAACGGCAACCCGUCGAUCCCGAAUGCGGUGGGCAGCAGUGGCGAUGGUGACAUUGGAUCCUACACUGGUGGAAAGCCCUUUAGCCACAUUUCCGCACAUUUUGGCGGUAGAUUGAACGUGUACGCUGCGAUGCUCGUGUGUCUGGCCAUAGGCUUUUCCAUCAUUCUAGUGGGGUGGAGGACAACCAAAGACAACCAAGGCAAUGACCAGUACGAUGGGAAAGAAGACAAUGAAAAGUCCGCUAAAGUCGCGGCUGCUGGUGAUAUCGACGACGAAGAUGAACAACCACUCUUCCUUCAACAAUGUAGUUCCUCAGGUCAACCAAGGUCGCGAGAGUCUGUCAUCAGUGUUGAUGCCGGACAUCCUCUUCAGCGAACAUCAAUCUCUUCUUCCAACAACAAGUGUCUCCUUGCUGCAGCAGGUGGCAAUGAGAAAACCACAGGCAGAGCGAGUGCCAUGUCAGUAACCCCUAAAAGCCAAGACGGUCAAGAAGCAGAUGAUAAAAACCAGCCACCAGGCGUGUUGCGCUCCAUCAGUUUAGCGAUGCGACACAUGACUAUUACUGACCGACGCGUCCUUUUAGUUGGUGGAGGCGUCGCCCUGUUUGAAGCGUCGCUCUACAUCUUUGUCUGCAACUACUGCGACACUUUUUUUGUGGUGGAUGGAUACCUAAACAUCCCAGCAAGCGAUCAUAAGUUCAGUCAGCCGCUCGUUUUUUCGACAUUGCUCAGUGGUACUUUUUACAUAUUGAUUUUUGUUUCAUCUCUAUUUGUUGGGACUGCUUCUAGUCCCAGCUAAAAACGCGUAUAAGAACCAAUGUCUUUCAACAGUAUACUUCAUCGGGCCCGAUGGAAAUAUCCUCCACCUGCUUACAACAGCCUUCCCUUGUUAUAUAUAAUUACCUCGUCCAACAAGUACAGCUAAUUAUUAGUAGUUGUCGUUGUCGUACAACUUCUACAAUCCACCAAAUAACAUAAUCCACAGGUUUCCUCAUCGGCAGUUGUUUGUGCAACGUUUUCGUUGGCAAGGGGUUUACUGUUAAGGGAAUGUCAUCAGGCAUUUUGCUUUUGGGAGCUCUCGGCCUCUCCUUUCCCGCAAUCUGUGUCAAGGUUCUCGAAACUCAAUUUGUGGAAGCUAGGAAGCUCCUCUACUUACCGGGAACCGAGUUCGACAACAGCAAAACCAUAUUGACGCUGCAGCUGGUACAUCUACAUUUAUAACCUAUGUAUUUGCUCGCAGAAUAUGCAUAUUAGUUCCCUCUGUUGCUUCAACAAUUGAGGAUGAGUAUGAAUCUCACUCUAGUACAUGAUCUACUUUACCAACCACUACAGUUAAUCUUCUUCGGUUUCUUCCUGUUCGAGAUGGCUGUCGGAAUGUACUUCCCAACGAUGGGAGGGGUUAAGGCUUCCCUUGUCCCAGAAGAAAUCCGUGCUACGCUGUACAACAUCUUUUACAUUCCCUGCAAUAUCCUCAUCUGCUUGGUCUUGUGCUGGCACUUUCUUUCGGGUGCCAGACUCUCCCUCUUCGCCAACCUUUCUGUGGCUAUCGCGGCUUUGGGCAUUGGCUUCGUUUUGAUGCUCACUUUUUACCUGUUGGCAAGGAAAAACGACGAGCAAGAGUCAGAUGCGGAAGCGGAGGGAGAAGAUUAAGGCACUGGAAGAGGUAGAGGAGGAAGAAGAGUUGACCUUUCUGUUAUUUUUUUCAACAUGGGUGACUACCUCGUUGAGGACUGUGUGUGAAGCAUCGUCCUUGACCCAGGAAGAUACAUUUGGAGGAAGAAAGAGGUUUGAUGCAAGCCUGUCUGAAGAUACAUGGAUGAAGCCCGACUAAACUAGAUGAUUGAGCCUCGUGCUGGGAGCCAAAAAUCGCAUCUAAGAAGAAGCCGGUCUGCAGUUUGUAGACGGAGAAAAGCAGAACGACAAGUACUAUCAGUUGCAAGAGGACCAAAUGCUCACUGAUGAAAGCGAUUACCAACCUGCAGGCAAAACGCGUCGAUAGACGAUCGACGACAUUGGUAUGGGACCGGUUUCUCUCGUACCUAGGUUGUGGAGAUCCUCUUAAAAACUGAUGUCGACGAGGCGCAAGAAGAAAUCUUUUUCUAGGUAUUGAAUGAAACAACCGUGUGAAAAGACAGAAAUAGAAAUCUAGCGAAAAAUUUAAGAAGAUUGUCCUGAUCUUCAUGAUUUCUAAUCUACACUUAAAUAAUUGUUCUUGACGUUGUUCUAGAGAAAGAUGAAGAAGUCAGGUGGUAUCCAUCGUGAUUGAAGGAACUUUACAGUAUGAAAAACACACAGGACGAGACGCAGGAGGAGUAAGAGUAUGAACAUCAAAAGAAUUAUGAAUCACAUGACAUAGAUAGAGGUAGGAUCAUUAUGGCGCACAGACACUUCAAUAGUGGCAAUUCAUAACGCAUAAAAAUUGCCAAAGAACCAUACAUGAAGCAUGUGGUGGGCUUCUUUGCCACACUGAAUCUGAAAGUUCGUUUACCAUUUAUAAGCUCUUCCUGCUACGAACAAGAACAUGACCUCAUAUUUUACUCUUUGGCCCCAUGAUAAAACAAGAUCUAAAGAUGCGAACUAUUUUUCCACGAAUAUCCCUCCUGCACAAGCACAUGCAACACCUUCAAGAGCCCUUUAAUCGCAUAUAGUAAGCCAA